CUAGUAGAGCAGAGACUGUACGUAAAGUAAAGAAUCCUGCACAUGCACAGAAGCUUUGGGACCUUUAGCUGUCGGGAAGAAGGGGUCCAGAAAAGUCUCAUAAUCGGAUCAUUAUUUCCUGUCCAAAGUCUAUUUCUCCUACCAUUGGUAUCUAACAUGGAAAUGUUACAGGCUAUCUGAGAACAUUAUUUGCUGUCCAAAGUCUAUUUCUCCUACCAUUGGUGUCUAACAUGGAAAUGUUACAGGCUAUCUGAUAAUGAUUUCCUGUCCAAAGUCUAUUUCUCCUACCAUUGGUGUCUACGUGUCCACAUGUGUUGUUGUGGUGCUGGAGAAGGGUCUUCAAAGGCUGAGGGUGGGACACACACUGCACACACUCCUCCAGGACAGAGGGGUCAGCAAAGCUGAGGAGGACACCAGAACUGAGGCCCAGAAGAAAGAAGAUGAGAUUAUUUUACUUUUGAAGAGAGCCAAGCUCAGUAUGAUGCGGGGGCAGUUGCAUGGAGCCAAUGGAUUCCUCCACCAGGCCAUCGCACUGGCCCACCAGACUCACAAUACACAAGCUAUCAUCUACACCUACAGUUUGAUGGCGAACCUUGCCUAUGUCCAAGGUCAGCUGGAUAAUGCAGAGAAACUGUUCAAAGCAUCCAUGAGUUUCAUGUUGUCCGGAGGAACACCACAGGAUGACAAUGGGGUUAUUGAGAUGUCCUUGAAGCUCGCUACCAUAUAUGCCGGCCAGAAUAAGAAUGACUUGGCAGAGACUGGUUUCAAGUUUUGCAUUGAAUCCCUUGAAGCCAAGUUGGAGAAAUUCAAGGAACUUCCUGCUGAGGAGCAAUCAGAGGAGUUACGGAAGGAGACCCGGCUCCUGCUGGGCCUGACCCUGGACUCCCACGCCCGCUACAUGGCCGCCACACACUGCCUGAGCCAGGCGGUGCUGGACUACAAGCGAGCCCUGCUGAUCUGCCAGGAAGAGCAAGGAGAGACCCACCCCCAGUCCUUGGUGCUGCUGAGUGACCUGGCCACCAUCCUGGACCUGCAGGGUCGCCACGACGAGGCUCUGCCCUUGGUGAAGCAGGCUGUGGAGCUGAGCAGAGAAGCCGGCCACCAUGACCAGCACGUGCUGCUGGGAAACAUGGCAGGCGUCCUACUGCACAAUGAUCUGUUUGAGGAGUCUGUGAAGCUGUACAAGGAGGCUCUGGCCCUGGCCCAGUCUGCAGGAGAUGAAGAAGCAGUGGAGCAGAUCCAGGAGGGGCUGAAAGAGGUGGGCAACAGGAGGAAAGCACAGAAGGCGGAAGCCGAAGCAGCCAAGAAUAAGACCGACUGACCCAGUUGGAUCAACUAAACUAAUAUUAACACAACCCCAAGAAAUCUCUCUUAACUAGUCUGUGCUUGCAGAGCUGAAGGGACCUACAUCCGAUUGGUCGGUGUAAAGCGCAAAUUAUGUAGUACAGGGCGUUUAGCUCAGGAAGAGGAGAAAAUGCAAUAACACUGUCACAUCACAACGGAUGUCUUGAAAACAGUUUCUGACAAUGGGCAUGUAACAAUUUAAUCUGUGAAACCCCGGUGAUGUUUUUUUUGUCUGUAUUGUGUGAAAUCUCACUCCUUCAAUGUGGAGUCCGUUUUGCUGUCAGAUUGGCUGAAGAUGUAAGGGGAACGCCUCAGGGCUAAAUUAAGAAAGUCCAUGGCCAGAAUUCAAGCAAAGGUAUCUUGUCGACAAGCGUAUUGCACUUGACUUUUAAAUUAUGACUUUAUAUUUACGUUUGAGCUGGCAUCUGCAGCGUUCGUCAUGAAUGCGAUCUCUCCACGAACGUCGGGGGAAAUGCCUUUAAAAAGGCACAUUGUCGACAGUGCAGUGCGAUUGAUGGCAAUGUGUCUUUGUUUGAAUUCCAUCCUGAAUGAUGGCGCCUUAGCAAUGGCAAGUCAUCAGACUGUCUGAAUUACUAUAAAUGAAACCGUGUAAGAUAUGUAAAUGUUAUGUGUGUGUAUACAAAACAAUUGUAUAUGGGCUGGAAUAUGACAUAGGACUUAACUGGCAGCUUUGAGUGAAAUUCCAAAUAAAGAAUGUUCUUGUUUUC
Messenger RNA from Coregonus clupeaformis (lake whitefish), 2072 nucleotides. Its product is annotated as tetratricopeptide repeat protein 19, mitochondrial. The transcript has 10 exons. Bases 257 to 1321 code for a protein of 354 amino acids. The record is from RefSeq and is a predicted model, not a curated record. Lineage: Eukaryota; Metazoa; Chordata; Actinopteri; Salmoniformes; Salmonidae. Gene Ontology annotation, cellular component: mitochondrial inner membrane. Gene Ontology annotation, biological process: mitochondrial respiratory chain complex III assembly. Gene Ontology annotation, molecular function: protein binding.